AUGGACAACGCCACUGAUGGCUAUUUCGUCAAGAUCAGUGAUUUUGGUUUGGCUAAAAUUCGCCAGGAAACAAGUCAGCAGACGACUGACAGCGAUAAACAACGAAUAGUGGGAGGCACGCUUCAAUGGAAAGCACCUGAACUGCUGAGAUUCGGCAAACCAUCUAAAGCAAGCGAUAUCUAUAGCUUGGGUGUCGUGUUUUGGGAAUUAGCUACUGGAUGUGUGCCCUAUGAGGAGUUGGACGAAGCAACCAUUAGUCAAGGUGUCAAAGCAGGAGAACGACUUGAAAUUCCUAAUGAUGUUCCGUCUACUUUUGCGUCAAUUAUCUCGAAUGCAUGGAGUCAAGAACCGAGCAAGCGACCGACUGCUCAACAGCUUAUCGAACAGAUUAUAACUAUUUCACCUGCUACAAAGGAGACACCGAUGAUAUCAAAGUUUUCUCCAACACCAGUUCUGCCAAAUGCCAGCAGUUCGACCAUGCUCGCCAACUAUUCGAUAGAGUCUGCAGCUGUUCCAGUGACAGAUACUUCAAACAAAGGUAUGUAA
Molecule: messenger RNA, 546 nt
Organism: Rotaria sordida
Lineage: Eukaryota; Metazoa; Rotifera; Eurotatoria; Philodinida; Philodinidae
Source: the annotation of a GenBank genome assembly